AUUACCUCCGUUUUCCGCAUUGCUGCUGCUGCACUCGCCGCUGCGAACAUGGCGUCGGCCCUCUUCGGUCGCCUGGCCCGGCUGUCGGCUCUCACACGGGGCCGCUCCUCAGCGCUCAGCCCCGGGGGGAGAACCGUGACGGUGAGCCGGUCCGCCGUGUCCACGUCCUCCGGGGGCGUCCUGCCCAAACCCAAGAAGACCCCCUUCGGCCUUUUCCGGAUUGCUCUCGUAGUGGUGCCCUUCUUGUAUGUGGGGACUCAGAUCAGCAAGAACUUUGCUGCGCUGCUGGAGGAGCACGACAUCUUUGUCCCCGAGGACGACGACGAUGAUGACUGAGGGGUCUGUAGGCUUCCUGGUUAUCAGAUUACCCCGCUGUGUCUCUACUGCUGCCAAGUGUCUGUGGGCAGAUGAAUGCCUUGGUGAAGUUCCUUCUGCUGUGUUUUCAAGUCGCCUCUGUAGCACUGGAUUCAGGGUUUUAGCCGGUACCGACAAAGACGGGGCGGCCGCAACCUGCGUGUGUUGUACUGUGUUUGCAUGCACUGCUUAAGUCUUAAUAAAGGGAAUGACACGUGUAAAAUAUGGAGCAUAAUCAGUGGAAUUUGGUGUGAGUUAGGGGCAAAGUCAGUAAAGAGUGUGUUUGGUGGUAAUCUAUACAUUGAUGCACUGUAUGUAAAAAAAUAAAAUAAAACUAAGAUGUAAUA
Messenger RNA from Acanthochromis polyacanthus (spiny chromis), 701 nucleotides. Its product is annotated as essential MCU regulator, mitochondrial. Gene Ontology annotation, cellular component: uniplex complex; mitochondrial inner membrane. The coding region runs from base 49 to 336 and encodes 95 amino acids. The transcript has 3 exons. The record is from RefSeq and is a predicted model, not a curated record. NCBI's taxonomy places the organism in Eukaryota, Metazoa, Chordata, Actinopteri, Pomacentridae. Gene Ontology annotation, biological process: mitochondrial calcium ion homeostasis; calcium import into the mitochondrion.